This is a messenger RNA of Caenorhabditis briggsae, 489 nucleotides long. The coding region runs from base 1 to 489 and encodes 162 amino acids. The transcript has 2 exons. NCBI's taxonomy places the organism in Eukaryota, Metazoa, Nematoda, Chromadorea, Rhabditida, Rhabditidae. The record is from RefSeq and is a predicted model, not a curated record. Gene Ontology annotation, cellular component: cytoplasm.
AUGACAGCUCUCGACACUGAAGUUGACUACGGAGAUGCUGACAAGUACGUGAACGACGAGUCAAUCGAAAUGGCUUGGGCCAUCAAAGCCGGAGAGAGAGCCGAAGUUCACAUGAAUCUCAUCACUCGAUGCGAUACCAGAGUCCUCCGCCUCAACAAGCAUCAGGACUUGAUCCUCGCGGAAUUCCGAAAAUCGUUCCCCGAUUUGAACGUUGAGGAGGUCACAACGAGUCUUGUGAAGGACAACGGAGCCAAGGAGACGUGGCGAGAGUUCUGUGAGCAGUUCAAGGAGAUUGUGGAGGAUUAUUCGAUGGGAACGCUUAUGAGGUGUCAUGCUGCGAAAGCAUACAGCCCGGAGAACACUGUUGUGGUGCCAAAGAUCAUCUACCUGGCUGUGGAGAUGGCGAGAAACGUGGAAGGUGUCAAUGAGAAGAACAAGGCCUCCUAUACGGCAAGCCAGGAGGAAGAAUCCAAGAAACAAAUGGAAUAA